Molecule: messenger RNA, 3187 nt
Organism: Apis mellifera (honey bee)
Lineage: Eukaryota; Metazoa; Arthropoda; Insecta; Hymenoptera; Apidae
Gene: Flo2
Product: flotillin-2
Exons: 8
Coding region: 229-1503 (424 amino acids)
Biological process (GO): protein localization to plasma membrane; regulation of myoblast differentiation
Cellular component (GO): plasma membrane
Source: RefSeq, a predicted model, not a curated record
AAAUAAUUUUGGGUAGUGGCUUUGAGUAACAUCGUAACUUUACGACGCGCGAGUAAUACAGGUUGUUGCAUGUUAUUAAUAAUAUACCGGGGUUUUUGAAAUAAUAGAUAUUUCAUCACUGCCUAUUUAUUAUAUAUAGAUUAGUGUCAGUGAUAAUCGUGUUAGUGCUAGUUGUUUGCUUGUGCCGGUUUGUUGUUGCAUCUUCAUUAAGAAAAAGUUAAACUGACAAUGGGAAACGUUCAUACUUGUGGUCCAAACGAAGCUCUCGUUGUAUCAGGAGGAUGUUGCGGGUCCAUGAAGAAGAGGACCAUCGUAGGCGGUUACGCGUUCACGUGGUGGUUCGUGACCGACGUUCAACGAUUAUCUCUCGAGGUGAUGACACUGAAUCCUGUCUGUGAAAGCGUGGAAACCGCACAGGGAGUACCAUUGACCGUCACAGGAGUAGCACAGUGCAAGAUCAUGAAGGCUGAUGAACUCCUCCACACUGCCAGCGAACAAUUUUUAGGAAAAAGCGUUUACGAAAUCAAAUCGACAAUCCUUUCCACUCUCGAGGGUCAUCUUCGUGCGAUAUUAGGCACGUUAUCGGUAGAGGAGGUGUACAAAGAUCGGGAUCAAUUCGCCACAUUGGUGAGAGAGGUAGCAGCGCCAGAUGUUGGUCGCAUGGGGAUCGAAAUUUUAUCGUUCACGAUAAAAGACGUAUACGACGACGUUCAAUACUUGGCGUCACUUGGCAAGGCACAAACUGCAGCUGUCAAACGGGACGCCGAUGUCGGCGUCGCCGAGGCUAAUCGUGAUGCUGGCAUUCGAGAAGCAGAAUGUGAGAAAGCAGCGAUGGAUAUAAAAUAUAAUACCGACACAAAGAUCGAAGACAAUGCCAGACUCUUUCAACUGCAGAAAGCGAAUUUCGAUCAGGAAGUGAACACGGCGAAAGCAGAGGCACAGUUGGCUUACGAACUUCAAGCGGCAAAGAUAAGGCAACGAAUACGAAACGAGGAGAUUCAAAUAGAGGUGGUGGAAAGGCGUAAACAAAUCGAAGUUGAAGAACAAGAGGUACGUCGAAAGGAACAUGAGCUUCAAAGUACUGUGAGAUUACCUGCAGAGGCUGAACAUUAUAAAAUUGGCAAAGUAGCCGAAGGAAAAAGAACACAGACCGUAAACGCGGCUAUAGCCGAAGCUGAGAGGAUUCGAUUGAUUGGAACAGCCGAGGCUCAAGCAUUAGAAGCGAUUGGAGUGUCAGAGGCUCAACGUAUGCAGAUGAAAGCCGCUGUCUACAAGAAGUACGGCGGAGCUGCUAUUCUGAAUAUUGCACUCAAUGCUUUGCCAAAGAUUGCAGCAGAGGUAGCCGCACCAUUAGCGAGAACAGAGGAAAUCGUUCUUCUUGGCGGAAAUGACGCGACUAGCGGAGAAAUUACACGCCUUGUGGGGCAAGUACCUCCAGCUGUUCAAGCACUGACCGGUGUAGAUAUUUCAAAAGUGUUAGGCAAGAUACCAGGAGCAAAGUAAUGGCGAAAAAAACAGCAACGGCGACCAGACGAUCAGAUACUCGGAAUCGGCUGAAGAAAAGAAUAAACACUAUACUGCCAAAGAUUUCUCUGCUAUUCUAUCAUCUACCAGUGACACUUCACUUUGUUCUCUUUCCCGAAUUACUCUACCUCAAACGUAGAUGAAACGACGCUAAACAGAACCGAUCAAAUCGGUUAUUCCUCCGCUACGAAUGCGUCGAUUUUAAAGCCGAUCAUAUACAUAUGACAUAAACUCAAUAUCUUAUCUUUCAUAUCACGUAUUGGAUCACUACAACGCACAUAAUCUAUUUCAACUUCAUCAUAGUCCAUGCACGUUCAUUUUUCACGUGCAUUGUUUUGAAGAUUUUUUGGAUCCUGCUGAAUACUUCCCAAUAAUCGAACUUUAAUCGGUGCAGUCUACAUGAAAUUAUAUAUGAUAUAUAGAAAGAAAGAAAAAUGUGAAAGAAAGAAAACGAAGAAAAUGAAACAAAUCGGCAAGCAACAAAGAAGAAUUUAAAGGAAGUUUAUGGAAAAUUAUUGAGUACACAUUGUAUCGCUAAUUAUUUGCGAGUUAACUAUUGUGAUUGAAUACUGUCGACAAUUGUGUUCAACUUCAUAAAUAAGAAACUUAACGAAGAGGAUGGAUAAGAAAGAGGGAAGAUGACGAGACACGUUCGUGCGGAGUAGGCGUGAAAUUAAACUGUCCAUAGUUACAGUUGUACAUACUAGUUACGUGUGUGUCAUAGCAACUGGAAUUUCUACCUUGCUUAUAUCAGAGACGUAUCAAAUGAGAAGAAAAAUAUUGAUAAUUUUUAGAUGUUUGAAAAAAUUGAACAUACUGCAAUUUUUUUUGUUACAGUUUGAAAAACUUUGAAAUGAAAUCAUAUUGAACGAUUUUUGAUAAGAUAUUUAAAUUAGAAAUGGAAAUUCACACAUAAGAAAAUUCAAGUUAAACAAUGUUCAUUCACAUUCACAAGACUUUGCUUCUAAGGAAAGUGAAUUUCUAUGAUCUUACUUUCUAAUGGAAUAUACCCAAUGUACAAUCACUUUUCUAAAUUGCAUUGCUAUUGCAUGUAUUUCCAAUAUACUGAUUCUUUUAUUGUAUUUAUUCUUUAUAUACAAAUAUUAGAAUAAGAUGAAUUAUCAAUAAUUGCUCAUUAUAUUUCAAAAUAUUUUAUUAAAAAUUUAGAACUAAUUUCAAUAAUGAAAUUUUUUAAUUCAGUUAUUCUUUUUUCAAAAAUAACUUAUAGAAACAAUAAUGAAUGUAACAUUAUUUCAAUAAUCAAAUGAAAAUUAUUAGAAAAAUUCGAUUAUUCUCGUUUGAUACGUAUUCGCAUUUGAAAUUCUCUCGGUUGACCACGCAUCGGAAUCAAUCGCAUUCCCGCCAUCAAAAUGUACUCUCCAAAUCGAAGAAAGUGCCAAUCAAUUUGUAAAUACAGUAUCGUCUUGCCGCCGUAUAGCAGAACAAAUGAUAAUUUUUUAUUGCGUAAUGAGCAUUCUGUUGUGUUGCACCUGUUUUUCCACUCGGUUCGCAAUAGUGCUCGCAUCCAAGCACCUCUAUGAUGAUUUUUUUGCUUUAAGAAGAAUAUUCGAGACGGGCAGUUCUACUGCGCGAGAAGAAUGUCUAUCUCGACAUCACUAUUACGAUGAUUAAAUCGUAAUGAUAAUAAAACUAUGAUAUCGGG